AUGUGGGCCCCAAUAUAUAUCUCUGAAUUGGUCCCCACGCACGUACGUGCCCGAGCCGUGGGAUUAACCGUCGCAGGAGCAGGAGCGACUUCGGUCAUCGCUACCGUUGUUGUCUGGACUACAUCGAAGUACAACUCCCACUGGCAAUACUCUGCUCCGCUCGCCGUCCAAGCUGCAAUGCCGGUCACGUUCGCUAUUCUGUCUCUCUUUCUCACCGAGUCUCCAACUUGGCUGAUGUCUCGUGGGCGCCGCGAUGAUGCAAGACAGAGCCUCAUCCUCCUCCGGGGCGGCAAUAUCCCACAGGCUGAGAGUGAGCUGCGCGACAUUGACCUCGCCUUAUGCUUAGAGUCAGAAGGCGGCGAAGCCCUUCACUUUUGGGAGAUUCUUAACGGAGAAAAUAUUGAACGAACACUUACAGCCUCUGCUUUCAUCAGUCUGGGCCAAGUUGGCGGUCAAAUUCUCGUCGGCACAUACUCGACCGUCAUCCUCGUGCAGAGCGGUGUGGCGGACCCUUUUGAGAUCACUAUUAUUAUCUUCCUCCUCCAGUUCGUUGGUACUAUCGUAGGCCCCACGCUUCUUGAUAAGGUCGGCAGACGGCCGGUCGCUCUCGUCGGCUUCUUCCUCAUCCUUUUAAUCGACAUCGUCGCAGGCGUACUAGCAUGCGUGGGGUUGAAGACGCAGCCCCAGAAAACUGGUCUGGCUGCCUUGUGCAUCAUCCUCAGUUUUGUUAAUGCUGCGAGCUUCCAGUCCAUGUGA
This is a messenger RNA of Fusarium musae, 756 nucleotides long. RefSeq lists its product as uncharacterized. The transcript is spliced from 2 exons. Lineage: Eukaryota; Fungi; Ascomycota; Sordariomycetes; Hypocreales; Nectriaceae. Gene Ontology annotation, biological process: carbohydrate transport; transmembrane transport. The record is from RefSeq and is a predicted model, not a curated record. Gene Ontology annotation, cellular component: membrane. The coding region runs from base 1 to 756 and encodes 251 amino acids. Gene Ontology annotation, molecular function: carbohydrate:proton symporter activity.